UGAAGUCGGCUAAAACACGCCUCACCGAUCUCCAAGUAAUGUCCAUCCGCGCCUUCACGCUCUUCUGAUCACACUCUCAGUUAAGAGAACCAGAAGAAAAUACGACAGUCCAUUUUUCAUUCAUAAUUCUUAUGAAACACAGGUGCUAUAGCUGCGUGAGUAGGUUCCUCUGAUUUCUGAUUUAACAUCCUCAUCCGUAGUUAGCAAUAGGAUAUUCAACUCCUUCAAGAACGAUGAGUGCCUGGAAAUACCUUUCAAUUGUUUUCGUUUAUCACGUGGUUUCUGGACACAUGGGUCGAGACCACUCUGGUGCCAGUCGAUGGUAUCAGAGAACGGUGAAAAUCAAGGACCCGUUCGACAAAUUUACUGAAGAAUCACUGGCCCUUGGUCAUCAGCUCACACUGCCAAAGCCUGGCGAGAGUGGUUUCAGUGGAUCAGAUGCUAUAUUACCGCCGACCACUGUUCCGCCCACGUUAGAUCCGUUCCUGAAUUAUGACUAUGGAUUUGAUUAUCCAUCCGUGACUCCAUCAACCUCUACCACAGACAAAAGCGGAAAAACCACGGCCAAAACGUCACAAACGUCGCAGGUGGAUAGUAUGGUUCAAAACCUUGAAUUUAUUAAUCCAGUCCAAGGGGACACGUUUUCGGUCACGUUCAAUCCUUUACCAACACUAAUAUACCCUUCACAACCUGGGGAUUUUUUGAAUCUCGAAAGAACAAAGCUUUAUCCUGAAUCUUAUGAAAAUAAACACAACCUGGGAACCUUCAAAGAUUCCAAAAGCAACACUCUGCACAACGACAUUGACUUUUUUGCAAAGUUGAAAAACGAAAGGAAACGUAUCCUUGCAGAAAGACUUGUACGAAACAUUGAAAAACCUCUUGAUUUUGGCGCAAAAAAUAACUUUGUGGACCCUCUUUGGUUGUAUCUUCUGGCGUCACAAUAACUUUGGAAUAUGACGUCAUAAUCUACAAACUAUUUAUUUUCUGUGAUACGUGCAAUAUAUAAUUUGUUGUACGAAGAAUGAUUCAUUACUUAUCACUUAUUUACAGGUAGGGUGUUCAAAUUAGGAGCUAAAUAUUUCACAUACAGUUUAAAUAUUGUAUAGUUAAUAUAGCAUAAUGGGAGAUAUAAGAUGAUUUGUUAUAUCAAUGCACAUAUUUUAUGUUUAUUGUUUUUGUUGACAUUUUAUAGAACACGUUUUUUUCACAUUUUGUUGAUUAAACAGGAUGUAACUUGUAAAA
This is a messenger RNA of Saccostrea cuccullata (small rock oyster), 1242 nucleotides long. RefSeq lists its product as uncharacterized. The coding region runs from base 234 to 944 and encodes 236 amino acids. Lineage: Eukaryota; Metazoa; Mollusca; Bivalvia; Ostreida; Ostreidae. The record is from RefSeq and is a predicted model, not a curated record. The transcript is spliced from 3 exons.